AUGGCGCGUCUUGCACUUGCCACCUGCGCAGACACCACCACUGCGCCAGCUAACGCGCCCGAAUAUGGCACAAUGCCCGCACCGUCUGUGCCGGUGACGUAUGCCUCCAGUUACUAUGGUUCCGAGGUCGACGUCGACGUCGACGUCCUCUCUGUCGCCUCCAUGAGCGACUAUGGCUCAGAAUUCGACGCAACCGAUAUCAACGAGGACGCGCUGCUGGCAAGCACGCUCGACUCGAUAGCACAGCACCGUCCCAGCGCCACCGACAAGGGCGUCUUGCUUCCCAGCAUCGAGUUUGAACAAGGCGAGGUCGAAGACGAAGACCAUGAUGACCUCGUGGUCGUACACAAGCCGUCUUUGCUGCGUGUGGCGAAGAAAGACAGGCGCAGUGCUAGGCACACAAACACGCGCAGACACGUCCAGAGCUCGCCCAUGCGAGACACGCUGGAAGUCGAGUACGACGAGCGUUCGCGCCGGGCAUGGAGUGUUCCUCUGGAAGAACCGCAACCCGCGCCUCAGCCAAGCAGGACCAGGUUCUCGCGCACGAACUCAGUCCCUGCCUCCUCACGCACGCUCUCCGUGCCCACGGCUGCCGAGAGUGACACCCGCCCGCCCAUUGAGCGCUUUCGCACCAAGCCUAAGAAGCCGCUCUCUGUAACCGACCUUGUCUCGCCAGCAUGGUGCGAACUGCAGUACUUUUACACGCUGUCCAGGUUCGGGCGCAAGCCUCGUACACAGGCUAUGCGCACCGGCUCUAGGAUCCACCAGAAGCUCGAAGAUGAGGUACACACGACGGUCCCGGUGCAAGUGCAGUCCAAGGAAGAUCGCUUCGGUCUGCGCAUGUGGAAUGCGAUAUCUGGCCUGCGGUGUCUGCGCGAUUCCGGAUUGACGAGAGAACUCGAGGUCUGGGGCGUGAUAGACGGACAGGUGGUGAAUGGCAUCAUCGACGAGGUCUCGUACGAAUGCCCUGAUCCAGCUCUCGAGGAGCACGUUGAACUCUCCAAGACGCAGAGGAGUGGUGGCACCGUCCCGCUGCCAAAAGACCAGCCUAGCAUCGCGCAAGCCUUUGCUAAAGCUUCUGGCGCAGACAACGCUGGCGAUGCAUGGAUCGGUCGUCCCGGACCAGACCGCCAAAUCUACAUUGCAGACGUGAAGACGCGUGGUGUACGCACAAAACCAACUGGAGCUUCACUGCGACCGACAUGGAUGCAGCUCAUGCUGUAUCGGAAGCUCCUCGAAUCUCUGUCACUCAAUACCGUAGACGCCGAAACCAUAUUCGCACGCUACGAUCUCAAGCCUCUGGAGCCGUUCACGGAAGUCUUCCUGCAGCAGGUUGGGGGGGUUGACCCCGAGAACGAGGUUGCCAACUUCCCCAACCUGCUCUCUUUGUGGUCUUUCCUCGUCACAGAGAUGCAGCUCGCGAUCCCACCUUUCAGUCUCUCGUCGAUUCUCCGCGCCGAGUUUCACUACUCGAAGACUGGAGACGUGAUUGGCAGUGAGCUCACUGUAUACGACACAUCUGUCAUCGAGAAAUACAUCGAGGAAGAGAUGGCAUGGUGGAAGGGCGCUAGGGAGGCAAAGGGCGUGGAGGUUGAGGAGGCGUUCAAGUGCAGGAUCUGUGAUUUUGCAGAUAGUUGUACGUGGCGGCAGAAAAAGGUCGACGAGGCGGUCGAGAAGAGCAGACUCAGACGGAUGGAGAGGGAAAAGAGCGCUGUCUAG
Messenger RNA from Ascochyta rabiei, 1719 nucleotides. RefSeq lists its product as uncharacterized. The record is from RefSeq and is a predicted model, not a curated record. Gene Ontology annotation, molecular function: single-stranded DNA 5'-3' DNA exonuclease activity. The transcript has 2 exons. Lineage: Eukaryota; Fungi; Ascomycota; Dothideomycetes; Pleosporales; Didymellaceae. Gene Ontology annotation, biological process: interstrand cross-link repair. Gene Ontology annotation, cellular component: mitochondrion; nucleus. Bases 1 to 1719 code for a protein of 572 amino acids.